GACGGAGUGUUAGGUUUGUUAGUGCCUGGCUACACAACUAAUGACGACGGUCGUGUAAAUAUGUUUCAGUUCAAACUCACCAAACCAAGCGAGGAUGAAUCUGAGGCGGAAAACAGCAAGACCUCACCACAGACCAGGGUGAAACCUACGAGAAAAUCUCGCCAGAAUUCGAGUUCGGAUCAUGGGUACGAGAAGACACGACAGUCUGUUAGAACACUUCCCCCUCUGAAAGCGAAGGUACCCACUCACAAAUGGCCACUUGGGCGUGCCUCUAUCAGCGAAGGCACAAAACCAUCCGGGAAACAGGUGCCAAGCGAGACUGAUUCAGAUGUGGACCCGAGGCGUGCUUCAGUCCCAAUCCCUCAGAAAACCGGCAAAGCCAUGUUCGCAGGGCUUGGAAGAAAGGUAACAAGUAUGGUCCGUGCGAGAUUAGCCUUCCAAGUAGGCGGAAAGAAACGAGACGAAAUCAUGAACUCUAACAGCAUGGAAGCGAUCCAUGAGAUGCCAAAGGUUCCUCGUUUCUCAUCAUUCCUUUCACCCGAGGCACAGUACGCUAUGAUGAUGGGAUAUGAGGACGUUCUUCACAAUCAGCUCAGCAAGUCCCAUCCGGAGUACCGGUCGGUCCUGAGGAGGAACAAGACCCCGAUGAUUCGCAUGGGAAUCGUGAAGCUGAACCGCAAGAGAGGCACCUCCAGGACAACCUUAGAUGUUGGUGUGGAUGAAGAAGACUCCGACCCUGAGACUGAGACGGCAGCUGCAGCGCCGGAAGUGGACGAUGAUGACAUGGAUGAAAUAUGGAGAAUUGAUUCACAGAGCCGUUCCAUGAUGGCUCCCCUUGCCACCAAAGGAUCGACGCAAAAGUCGUCCCGGAGGUCAAAGGCUCAGAUGAUUCCAAUGGAUCGGCGUCUGGAACUGACAUACCGGAUGGAGAGCGCCAUGGACAUCUUGGACACGCUGCGACGACGUCAUGGUCAGCCUCCAAUCUCGCCCCGAGUCCGGUCCAAUAAACGAGACAUUGCUCCUAUCAGAGACUAUAACUCCUGGACGAAUGUGUGGAAGAGAGAGUUUUCCCAAAGUGACAAAAGGCACUCAGCUAAAUUUAAAGUUUGAAUUCAUUUGUUUGGAAAGCGAUCUCAUGUUUUCAAUGUUCAAAGGGGCUGUGGAUUUUCAUUGUGCGAUGGCAUACAAAUGGAUUUGAAGGUUUGUCCUGUCACGUUUGGUUAAAACUGACUAUAAAUGGAAUAUAUUGCAAUGUCAAUGUAUCGAAAAAAACAAAUACUUGUUUUCGGUCAGCACAAAUUCACCGUAUCACUGAUAUGGUAUUCACUGUAAAUAAUCAUACAUUCUGUAACUAAGGCAUGCCAUGGAAACAAAAGUCUCAAAACAAAUACUAAUGUUUCAUAUACCAACCGACCGAUAAAGACUUAAACACAUGUGUUCUGUUUCAUCAGGGACGUAUCAAUGCAUGCUCCUCUCAUAAGACUGAUUGUUUGCCUGCUCAGUAUGAAUUGCUACACAAGCUUAUAUGUAAUGUUAUAUUUUACUCACGGGAUUUUCAUUUUCAUUGCCGUGUUUUCCGAUUAAAAUUUGUUCUGAAAUGA
Molecule: messenger RNA, 1601 nt
Organism: Haliotis rubra (blacklip abalone)
Lineage: Eukaryota; Metazoa; Mollusca; Gastropoda; Lepetellida; Haliotidae
Exons: 1
Coding region: 61-1110 (349 amino acids)
Source: RefSeq, a predicted model, not a curated record